Molecule: messenger RNA, 758 nt
Organism: Leptomonas pyrrhocoris
Lineage: Eukaryota; Euglenozoa; Kinetoplastea; Trypanosomatida; Trypanosomatidae
Exons: 1
Coding region: 111-758 (215 amino acids)
Source: RefSeq, a predicted model, not a curated record
AGACAUCUGCAACCGAGGCACAAGAGGACUGUUGUCCGUCAGCUGCUACCGAUCUGCUAUCUCAACCACACCACCACGAUCACCACCGCCAGCGUCGUAAGACGAAAGCAAUGCUCAAGCGGCAGUCUCUGUGGGUGCCGGUGGUGAAGCACAACCCUGCCUUUCUCGACGGCUUCCGCAGGUUCCUCACUAACAACCCCAUUACCAUCCUCAGCUGCUCGUUGAUGAACGUAAAGCCUGAAGACAUUCACGUUGCCCUUGUGCCGGACGCCCGCCACCCGUCCAAGCAGGUCGCAGCGAUGAUGGCCUUUCCGGUCCGGGUAGCCCCGGCGGCCUGCGACAACGUGCAUGAUCACGCGCACCACGACAAGCCUGUUUUACGCCGCGAGAUCGCCUUCGGCUUCGCGACGACGGUCUGCGACUCAUUCAAUUCCCUUCACGUGAUGGAGCGACUAUUACCGCAUUCUAAUGCUCACGUGUCGGUGAACAUCCAGUCGCAGAUGACACGGCCGUUGCGUGAGGGCGAGACGGCGGUCGUGGUCAGCUCGAUCGACAAGUUCGGGAAGCGGCUGGUGUACUGCAAGGCAGAGUUCUUUGUGGAGCCGGCUGAGGGGAGCGGUGUUCUGACGCCUGAGUUCGUAGAGCGGGAAAGGAACUUGAGGACCGUUGACGACCUGCGCGCUGCGCUGAUGUAUUACGAGAAGACGAUGAACGGAACGCACGUGAAGUCGAUCCUGCCGGAUGUGAAGGCGAAGUGA